Molecule: messenger RNA, 1431 nt
Organism: Penicillium verhagenii
Lineage: Eukaryota; Fungi; Ascomycota; Eurotiomycetes; Eurotiales; Aspergillaceae
Product: FAD-binding oxidoreductase
Exons: 6
Coding region: 1-1431 (476 amino acids)
Molecular function (GO): FAD binding
Source: RefSeq, a predicted model, not a curated record
AUGGCUGCCAUCACUGUCACCAUUGAUCAAUUGAAGACUGCUUUCCCUGGCAAGGUGGUAACCGCGGAUGCCGGAUCUGAGUUCGAAGCUGCAGCGACGCGCCCCUGGUCUCAAACUUGUUGGACCCCAGCAGCCGGAUACGUCUAUCUAAGCAAUACCCAAGAGCUUUCCGAGGCUUUGGCUAUCGUGAAAAGAACAGGAACCAAAUUCGCCAUCCGCACUACUGGACACAACCCUAACGCUGGCUUCAGUAGCGCAGACCAGACAGCUGUUGUUUUUGACAUUUGUCAGUUUCAAUCGAAGGAGCUGACCUCGAAUGGAGAUGCCAUUGCUCGAGUUGGCUCAGGAAAUACAUGGGGGGAGGUGUAUGCCUGGCUGGAAGAGCAGAAAUUGUCGGCGAUUGGAGGCCGAGAUCACCAAGUUGGGCUAGGAGGAUUUCUCUUGGGAGGUGGCUUGGGUGCGUUGCCUAACCUCCAUGGCCUUGGAGCGGAUGGUGUUAAGAACUUUGAAGUUCUUUUGGCCGAUGGAAGUAUCGUGAACGCAAAUUCAGGGGAGAAUCCGGAUCUUUGGCGCGCCCUUAAGGGCGGCGGAUCUAACUUUGGAAUUGUGACAAGAUUCGACCUGGAAACCCACCCUCUCAUCAACGUCCAAUACACGAUCAACCUUUACAACCCGGAAGAUUACGUGGAAAUAAUCAAUGCAACAAUUGCUGUACAGGAGAGCAUGGAAAGAGACUCCAAGAUUGGCCUAUUCACCAACUUUAACGAUGGGUUCGUUGCUGUGGGGUUAAUCUAUGGAGAUACCUCUACUGAGCGACCUGCGGUAUUUGAGCCUUUUUACAACCUAAAGAGCCUUAUAAAUACGGCUCUCCCUUCCACGAACGGCACUCUUCUAUCUCUAGCCCAGGCCAUGGGCCAUGCACAAGAGUCUAAAAAGCGAGCCAUUUGCACGGUAACCACCAAAGUCUCCCAGAAGCUGUACGAACAAGUUUAUGAGACUUGGUCCGAGACUUGCAAGAGUCUCCCAGCCGACUGCGUUCUACAUUUUACCAUUCAGCCAGUGGGAACGGCUGGCAUACAAGAAGGCAAAGCUCGCGGAGAAAACAUUAUGGGACACGAAAGCGUCGCACAAUGCUGGUGGGUUUUUACUUGUGAGUGGCCUCAGGAAGGUAGCAACGCCGGUGAUGCUGCUGCGAAUCAUGCGGUUGCCACGAUGGCUGAAAGUGUAAAACUUUUGGCCAAUGAGAAGGGGCUCUUGCUUGAUUUCCUUUGUAUGAGCUUCGCCACAGCUUCUCAGAACGUCCUAGGCAGCUACGGUUCGAAUAAUGCGAAGAUGAUGCAGGAUACUGCGUCGAAGUACGACCCUGAAGGUGUUCUUCAAAAGCUCCAGUACGGAGGUUUCCUCUUGAAGGAUAGUAUUAGAACAGGAUAG